Melanotaenia boesemani (Boeseman's rainbowfish) is the source of this 2245-nucleotide messenger RNA. RefSeq names its product DCN1, defective in cullin neddylation 1, domain containing 2a (gene dcun1d2a). Gene Ontology annotation, molecular function: ubiquitin conjugating enzyme binding; cullin family protein binding; ubiquitin-like protein binding. Bases 241 to 975 code for a protein of 244 amino acids. The record is from RefSeq and is a predicted model, not a curated record. Lineage: Eukaryota; Metazoa; Chordata; Actinopteri; Atheriniformes; Melanotaeniidae. The transcript has 7 exons. Gene Ontology annotation, cellular component: ubiquitin ligase complex. Gene Ontology annotation, biological process: protein neddylation; positive regulation of ubiquitin-protein transferase activity.
GCUUUAGUGCCAUUUAUGCUUACCAUCAAGGCUACUAUCUUAUUAUUAAAGUACAUGGUACUUCGCAUUUUUACAAGCUUAGAGUGAUCAGUUACUUGUAAUCGUUGCUAUUACAGGAAGGUCAGUUGAUAUUUUGAGAGGAGCUAGCAUUAGCCCCACGUCCCUUUUUGGCAGUCUGGUAACUUCGGCUGUUAGCAGCAUAAGCUGAAGUCUUCACAGAGGGACAAGGUACGGCAGUUCAUGUCCUUCACACAGGCUGGGGAGAAGACAGCUGUGUACUGCCUCACACAAAAUGACUGGAAACUAGAGGUUGCAACAGAUAAUUAUUUUCAGAACCCAGAACUUUACUGUAAGGAAUCCAUGAAAACAUCAGUGGACCGGAAAAAGCUGGAGCAGCUCUACAAUCGCUACAAAGAUCCUCAAGAUGAGAACAAGAUCGGUAUUGAUGGGAUCCAGCAGUUUUGCGAUGACCUCUCACUGGAUCCAGCCAGCAUCACUGUGCUGGUCGUUGCGUGGAAAUUUCGCGCUGCCACUCAGUGUGAGUUCACCAAGAAGGAGUUUCUGGAUGGAAUGACAGAACUUGGGUGUGACAGCCCUGAAAAAUUAAAGGCCCUUUUGCCAAGAUUAGAGCAGGAGCUAAAAGAUAGCGGGAAGUUCAAGGAUUUCUACCAGUUCACUUUUAACUUUGCCAAAAAUCCUGGACAGAAGGGUCUUGAUUUGGAGAUGGCUGUAGCCUACUGGAACCUGGUUCUGUCAGGACGAUUUAAGUUCCUGGAUCUUUGGAAUAGAUUCCUUUUGGAGCAUCAUAAACGAUCCAUCCCAAAGGACACAUGGAACUUAUUGUUGGACUUUGGUAACAUGAUUGCAGAUGACAUGUCAAACUAUGAUGAAGAAGGUGCGUGGCCAGUCCUUAUAGAUGAUUUUGUGGAAUUUGCUCGACCAAUUGUUACAGGAUCAAAACGUAAAACUCUCUAAAUCCAAUCCCAACUCUGGAAAUCCAGAACUUUGUUUCUUUUACAGCAACAUCAUAGUUUUUUUAAGACUUGUACAAAAAUAAAAAAUAAAAAAAAGCAAAACUUGUUGACUUCAGAAAAAACAGGAGCACUUGAAACUGUCAGGAAACCACCUUUCAGGGAGCUGAGUAAAAACUAUGACACCUGGCCGCAUUUUCUGUCCUCUUGAGACUGAGGCAUCAUAUGGACAUUGCCAGAGUCUCGAUAUCCUGGACGGCCCACUGCUCUGCUCCAGGAGGAGCGCCACCGCCCCGCAGGUGGGCAUGGACACAGCACUGAGAGGAGGUUCACUGGCCGCUUGUACUCUUAAGUGGACUGGAGUGGAGAAAGCCGUGUGUUUUAAGAUUCUUUCUAGUCAGCUUUGGUUUGUUAUAAGAAGCUCUGAAUGACUUUGCAAACAUCCCAUGUCUUACUCUAACUUUGGGGACUGAGUGCUCACUACACCAGCACCAACAGAACUGUUGCAGUUUUUACUGUACAUACUGUAUCUAUUGGGACAGUUUACAAAGAGAGCUAUAUGAAGAAUAAUAUAAAUAUGUUCAAUUUAUAAAUACAAAAGAUGAUUGUUUUAUGUACAGUAAAUGCUAAGAUCUCUAACAGGAUGCCUCAAUAUUGUUGAUAUGCUGUUGGUUUAAUUGUUUGGUGGAUGUCAAGUCAUGGAAUUGUGAGCUUUUCAUUGAAAGCAUGUUGAACUCAUUUUACGUCACCUUGGGCUGGUUUCAUAAAUAAAUUUUCACUAAAGUAAAAGGAAGUUCUUUAAUUUAAAUAAUAGAUACUGAUUUGUGGUAUUCCUUUGUCUGGAUAAUCUCAGUUGGAAGUGGUUCUAAAUGUAAUGUCCGUUCUACAGUUUCUUUUUUUUUUUUUUUGAAAAAGGAACUUUGUUUUAUCAUUUUUACCCCUGAGGAUUUUUUUUCAUGCAAAAAUUACUUCUGCAGCAUUUAAGAUAACUUUAAAGUAAAGAAAUGACAGACCUUUAGGAUUGCAUGGCACAUAUCUGUAUGUUAUGGCAGCGGGAAUCCCUAAGUUCAGAUGUCAGGACACUAAAGAGGGCAACAGGAUGAUAAAGUAAGCCUUAAGAAUAAAUACCUGACUGAUAUUUAUGUUCCUGUUCCACCUCAUCUGUUCAGUGUUACUGAAGAUAGUGAUCAGAACAUAUUGUUGAUACAUCAUGUAAGUAGCAUAACUAUAUUGUUGAUUUAAGAAAGAUGAAUAAAGCAUGAGAUUUUCCAUAA